Hemicordylus capensis (graceful crag lizard) is the source of this 4937-nucleotide messenger RNA. RefSeq names its product cadherin 13 (gene CDH13). Lineage: Eukaryota; Metazoa; Chordata; Lepidosauria; Squamata; Cordylidae. Gene Ontology annotation, molecular function: calcium ion binding; cadherin binding. The transcript is spliced from 15 exons. Gene Ontology annotation, biological process: calcium-dependent cell-cell adhesion; homophilic cell-cell adhesion; cell morphogenesis. The record is from RefSeq and is a predicted model, not a curated record. Bases 323 to 2446 code for a protein of 707 amino acids. Gene Ontology annotation, cellular component: adherens junction; plasma membrane; catenin complex.
UCUCCCUCUCCCUCUCGCUCCCUCCCUCAAAGGCUGCUCCACACUGAAAAUAUGCUCAGUGCCGCCGAGUCCAUGAAUGAAAAAGCCGCGGGUAUCUUCUAGGCGAGCAAAAUGCAGCCCUACGCGCAACUCAGCCUCCUCUUUCUCCUGUCCCAGAAAGACGGAUGCUUGCUGUGAUCGCAGCGCUAUCAGAAUGGACAGAAGAUAUUUGUUUUGUCUCGCAGCCCAUUUACAAUGGUUGUGUCAGGCCCCAAAGCCAUAAAACCUGGCCAUCCUUGACAGUAGCCCAGCCUAGGAACAUUUGUGCAGUGAAGUCCAAAGGAUGGAUGGGUUCUUUCCAACUCCCACGGUGCUGCUUCUUGUGUUCACGGAAGAUUUAGAAUGCAUCCCUGGAUUCCAACAAAAGGUUUUUCAUAUUGAACACCCAUCUGCAUUCACAGCGGACCAGCCCAUUCUGAAUCUGGUAUUUGAUGAUUGUCGAGGAAAUCACAAAUUGAACUUUGAAGUUUCAAAUCCAGACUUCAAGGUGGAACCCAACGGGGCUUUAGUUGCACUGAGGAACUUAUCAGAAGCUGGCAAAGCCUUUUCCAUCCAUGCUCGUUCAGCCCAGGUGGAAGACACAGCAGAGGUAUUGAUCGCUGGUGGAAAAGAGAAACGCAGCUCUUUAAAGGAAAUCUUUAAGACAGAAGGUAGCCUCGGCAUUCUGAGGCAAAGGAGGUCUAUUGUAGUCAGUCCAAUCUUAAUUCCAGAAAAUCAGAGGCCGCCGUUUCCAAGGCAUGUGGGCAGGGUUAUAGACAAUGAGAGACCAGAGGGCUCAAAAUUCCGAAUUUCUGGGAAAGGGGUAGAACAGGAGCCAAAGGGAGCUUUCCGAAUUAUCGAGAGCACCGGAGAAGUCCUUGUGACGCGGGCCCUUGACAGAGAGGCAAUUGCCACAUACCAGCUACAAGUGGAGAUCACCGAUGUCAGUGGCAAAAGCAUAGAAGGCCCAGUUCCCCUAGACAUCAUCAUCAUUGACCAGAACGACAACAGACCCAUUUUCCGAGAAGGACCGUACAUUGGGCAUGUUAUGGAAGGAUCUCCUACAGGAAGUACCGUGAUGCGCAUGGCGGCAUUUGAUGCUGAUGAUCCAUCUACAGAUAAUGCCCUAUUGAGGUAUAAUAUCCUUAAGCAGACUCCAGACAAGCCGUCACCAAACAUGUUCUAUAUUGACCCAGAGAAAGGAGAUAUUGUCACUGUGGUGUCGCCUGCCAUGUUGGACCGUGAAACAAUGGAGAGUCCAAAGUAUGAGCUAAUCAUAGAAGCCAAGGACAUGGGUGGCUUGGACGUUGGCUUGACAGGCACUGCCACAGCCACCAUCGUUGUCGACGACAAAAAUGACCAUGCGCCGGAAUUCACCAAGAAAGAGUUCCAAGCCACGGUGAAGGAAGGCAGGACGGGCGUGAUCGUGAAUUUAACUGUUGAAGAUCGGGACGACCCGGCGACUGGCGCAUGGAGAGCCAUUUACACCAUCAUCAAUGGGAACCCCGGGCAGAGCUUUGAGAUUCACACCAAUCCCAAGAAUAAUGAAGGGAUGCUCUCUGUUGUCAAGCCUUUGGACUAUGAGAUCUCAGCUUUUCACACACUCCUGAUCAAAGUAGAAAACGAAGAUCUGUUGGUUCCCGAUAUCGCAUAUGGCACAAGCUCCACAGCCACUGUUCAGAUCACUGUUUUGGACGUCAAUGAAGGCCCCAUUUUUCACCCAGACCCAAUGACGGUUACUAAGCAAGAGAACAUCCCGAUUGGCAGCGUUGUGCUUACAGUCAAUGCCACAGAUCCAGAUACCUUACAGCAUCAGACUAUACGGUACUCUGUUGACAAAGAUCCAGCAGAUUGGUUGGAAAUUAACCCUACGAAUGGUACCAUCCGCACAACAGGAAUCCUUGAUCGGGAGUCGCCGUUUGUCUUCAACAACGUGUACACUGCCUUGAUUCUGGCAAUAGAUAGUGGUAGCCCUCCUGCCACAGGUACAGGAACGUUGCAGAUUACAUUGGAGGACGUCAACGACAAUGCUCCCUCUCUUUAUCAAAUGAAUACAACUGUCUGUGAAGAUACUAAAGAUCUGAAGGUCAUCUUUGCAGCCAUAGAUAAGGAUCUUCACCCUAAUACAGAGCCUUUCAGAUUUGAAUUGAACAAGCAGUCUGGUCAGGAUAAAGUAUGGAAAAUUACCAGAAUCAACAACACGCAUGCCCAAGUCACUCUGCCUCAAAACUUGAAGAAGGCCAACUACAUCAUCCCCAUCUUGGUGACAGAUUCUGGGAAACCUCCUCUCACUAACUAUACAGAACUGCAAAUAAAAGUGUGCUCCUGUUCAAAAUACAACAGCAAAAUGGACUGCAGUGCAUCUUCCUCCCUUCACAUCAGCAUGGUCUUAAUCUUCGUCGCGCUCUUCAGUUUAUACGGUCUGUAAGAACUCCUGACUUUUGAAGCUAGUUACUAAGUUGCCGUGGCAACAAGCAAAGGAAACACACCCCACUCGGAAGACCAUCUUUGACUUUUCACUCCUCAACCUCGGUUGCUCCAGAUUUCGGCAGACUGCAACCUCACGUCAUCUACCCUUGCUGCACGAUUGCAUUUGACGAAAACUCUCUGGCCUCACUCUGGUUUACCAAUGGACUCCUCUUCCAAGACUGAAGGCUGGCGCACGAUUGCUUGCCAAACGUUUUAAAAGACCACCACAUCUACACCUGAUCUCGCGGGAGCAGAACUACAGAAUGACUCCAUUUCUCCCCCCGUUCUCUGUUGACUUGUUGCUAUUCAAACUGUUUUAAAAGAAAAAUUGUCUGUGGGUUAGUAUUUGUAUAUGUAUGAGUGUAUGCAUAUGUAUAUAUAUUUAUAUAGAGAGGAGAGAUAUACAAUAGGGUUAGCUUUUGUAUGGCAUUCACCUUAGGCUUGUGGUCAAUGGGGCAGCACAGAGACAUGGUUAGAUGCCCGAGAAUCGCUGAACCCUCUGGAUGUACAUGCAAGGGUUUUACCAAAAGGAGAAUAGAUGAUGGUGAUGGUGAUGGGCCUGUGUGAGCUAGCCACUACAGAGGCAUCGACUUUUUAAGAUGUCUCCUGUCAUCCACUACAAGGUAUGUGUAAUUCGUUCACACACCCCGUCCAUGUAGAAGACUUAUUGUCUUGUUUUCAAGGGCCUCUAGAAGAAAAGGCAACACUUCACAAUGCCUGAAAGCACUGACUCCUGCUUGACGGCUCAUGUAUAUUUAGAUCGUUCUGACUUGUUUUCGAUGCACCCUGGACAUAAUAAAGGACUGGCCUUUAGUGUGAAGCAACACAACACAGUUACUUUGGAUGGGGAAAACCCCAGCGGAGUGGUUCUUCACGGCCUCUAUGAGAACACAGGAAGCUGCCUUACACAGAGUCAGACCACUGAUCCAUUUUAGCUCAGCAAUAUCUACACUGGCUGGCAGAGGCUCUCAAAAGUUUUAGGCAGGAGUCUUUCCCAACCCAACCUGGAGAUGCUGCCAGGGAAUGAAGCUGGGGCCUUCUGCAUGCAAAGCAGAUGCUCUAGCACUGAGCUAUGGCACCCUCCAACUCCCUUCUCUGCUCUAGUGCAUAGUACAGUGAGUGGCCUAUGUCUGCUGGGGCUGCAAGAGUACACACAAGGGAAGGGGUGUUGACCUCUUUCUCCCACUUGUGAGCUUCCCAGAUGUACCUGGCUGGCUGCUGCUUGAAGCAGGAUGCAGGACCCAAUGGGCCUUUGGCCUGAUCCAGCUGGGCUUCUCUUAUAUUCUUAUCUAGCUGGCCACUCUGGCAAACAAAAUGGUCGACCUUUGGUCUCAUCUAGCAGGGUUCUUUGUAUGCUCGCUCUUCAGAUGAUUGGUAGGAGCUCAUGUGAUUGAAUGUUCCUCACUCCUAAAAGGAAUCCUCCAAAAAGGAAAGUUACUUCUCAGGGAGAAGAGUUUUGACCUAUCCUUUCCCCCAACAUGUUAAUUUUCUAUGUGAGGGAAUGGGUGGAUGUUGAAUUGAGAAGUAGCCAAUCACACAAAUCCCUACCACUGGAAGUGGCACAGUCCCAAAACCAUCUCACUGAAAAUUAGGCCUCUGGGACUCAGUUUAGAAAAACCUAGGGGAAAAAAUAGUAGUCAUAAUCCACCCCUUUUCACCUUCAGAUUAUAAACCUUUCUUCAUUCUGGCACCUGGUUCCCAUUAUCCAUUUUUGGAUAGAUAAACAUCAUCCAGAUAUACAAGUUGGCCAACCAAAAUUGACAGUCUUACCUUUUUAUGUUCUUCAACCAUGAGUUUCUUGCUCAACGCCUGUGAAGCUAGCUCUUCUUAAAGUGACACUUGAGCACACCUAGGAAAAAAGUUAUUAUAUAAAUAUAUACAUAUAUAUAUAUAUAAUUUGUUUUGAAUAUAGUAUAUAUACAUACAUACACACACAGGUACACACACACAGUUUUAAACGAAAACUAACAGAAAAAUAAUCACACUUGUUUGCAAACUAUAGGGAUAAAGAGUGUUCAUUAUUUACGAAUAUGAAUCCUUUUUAAAAACAGACACACAAUUGCUAUUUUGUGAGCAUGUAAGGUAACAGAAAACGUCUAACUUUAUCAUCAAGAUUAUCAUCUUGUUAAUAAAUUGUAAAUGAACCACUAAAGCUCACACCAAAUCAGCAAAAAAACCCAGUAUAUUAAGUGACAGAUUUAAGUGGCUUUUAAUAGAAUUUGGCAGUAACUAGGGGUAAGGUAAGUGUCUUAGAUUCUUUUAAUAAAGUUGCUUAUUUAAAAUUUGAAUUGCAGCACUUUCUUAUGCAAUAGAAUGUCGCAGCUGUAUAUUUUGGGUUGGAUUUUUUUAACAGGACCUACACAUCAGGCUGUAUGUUAAAGCAUUUCCUUCAGUGUCAAACUUUUGUUCCAAUGAUAGCUUUUUCAAAUCAUUAAAGAAAUCCAACCAUA